Messenger RNA from Osmia lignaria (orchard mason bee), 1972 nucleotides. RefSeq names its product glucose-6-phosphate isomerase (gene Pgi). The record is from RefSeq and is a predicted model, not a curated record. NCBI's taxonomy places the organism in Eukaryota, Metazoa, Arthropoda, Insecta, Hymenoptera, Megachilidae. Gene Ontology annotation, cellular component: cytosol. Gene Ontology annotation, biological process: glycolytic process; gluconeogenesis; glucose 6-phosphate metabolic process. Gene Ontology annotation, molecular function: glucose-6-phosphate isomerase activity; carbohydrate derivative binding; monosaccharide binding.
ACGUAAGUCGUGUAACGGGAUCUGUAUUUGGAUUUUUGUAAGUUCGGACGCGGUUUUCUUGAAUUAAAAAAAUGAAAGCGAAAGUAGCAUUGGCAACUGAGCUAGUAUGGAACAAAUUGCAGCAGUAUUUCGACGGUAAUGGAUCGAAAAUUAAAAUAUACGAUCUCUUUCAGCAAAAUCCUAAACGCUUUGAAAAAUUCAAUCUAGAAAUUCCUACUCCUGAGGAUGGUCCAAUCUUACUUGAUUAUUCCAAAAAUCGUCUUACAGAAGAAGCAUUUCAGUUAUUAUUGGAAUUGGCAAAAGCACGUGAAAUAGAAAAUGCAAGAGAUGCUAUGUUCAAGGGAGAAAAGAUUAAUUUUACUGAAAACAGAGCAGUUUUACAUGUUGCUUUACGUAACAGAAAUAAUAAGCCAAUAUUGGUUGAUAACAAGGAUGUAAUGCCAGAUGUAAAUGCUGUGCUAGAGCACAUGAAACAAUUUACCAAUGAGGUUCUUUCAAAAAAGUGGAAAGGUUUUACUGGUAAACCAAUUGAGGAUGUUGUUAACAUAGGAAUAGGUGGUUCAGAUUUGGGACCAUUGAUGGUGACUGAAGCAUUGAAAGCAUAUCAUAUUGGACCUCGCGUUCAUUUUGUCAGUAACAUAGAUGGAACUCAUAUAGCUGAGACUCUAAAAAAAUUGAAUCCAGAAACAACUCUUUUCAUAGUAGCAUCAAAGACAUUUACCACUCAGGAAACAAUCACAAAUGCUACUUCUGCCAAACUAUGGCUUUUAAAUGCUUUGAAAAACGAUGCAGCUGUUGCAUCUCAUUUUGUUGCAUUAUCUACCAAUACGCAAAAAGUGAAAGAGUUUGGUAUUGAUGAGAAAAACAUGUUUGGAUUUUGGGAUUGGGUUGGAGGACGUUAUUCGUUAUGGUCGGCUAUCGGUUUAUCAAUUUGCUUAGCCAUUGGAUUUGCAAAUUUCGAAAAGUUAUUGAACGGAGCACAUUUUAUGGAUCAGCAUUUUUGUAGUGCUCCAUUGGAAAAAAACGCACCAGUUAUAUUAGCCUUACUUGGUAUAUGGUAUCAUAAUUUCUAUAAGGCUGAAACACAUGCAUUAUUACCUUAUGAUCAAUACUUGCAUAGAUUUGCUGCUUAUUUCCAACAGGGAGAUAUGGAGAGUAAUGGAAAAUAUGUUACACGAGCCGGGACUGUUGUAAAUUAUACCACAGGUCCAAUUGUGUGGGGAGAACCAGGUACUAAUGGACAACAUGCAUUUUAUCAAUUACUGCACCAAGGUACUAGACUUGUACCUGCUGACUUUAUAAUUCCAGUAAAAUCGCAUAAUCAGGUUCAAGGAAUUCUUCAUCAUAAAAUAUUACUUGCGAACUGUUUCGCACAAACCGAAGCUUUAAUGAAAGGUAAAAAUGAGAAUGAAGCUAAAACUGAAUUGCAGAAAGCAGGAAUGAGUCCCGAACAAGUGCAAUUAUUAUUGCCGCAUAAGAUGUUUGAAGGAAAUAGACCAUCUAACACCAUUCUUGUUAAACAAAUAACACCUUUCAUUCUUGGAGCUUUAAUAGCGAUGUACGAGCAUAAAAUCUUUGUACAAGGAAUUAUAUGGGAUAUCAAUUCAUUUGAUCAAUGGGGCGUUGAAUUAGGCAAGCAAUUAGCAAAAGCAAUUGAACCUGAAUUGGAGGGUGAUGGACCAGUUACAACCCAUGAUUCGUCGACAAACGGAUUGAUCUCGUUUGUCAAAGCUCAUCGAAAUUAAAGUAUACAAGUUACUGCUGGGGUACAAUUUAAUAGUUAUAAAUUAUCUCAGUUAUUGAAAUAAAGAUCAUAAAGAAAAUGUUCGUAUUUAUGAAGGUAACUAUUUAAUGUUGCAGUUGGUGAUUGUUCGAUAUGGUCUUUGUUCAUUUCGAUCGUAGUUUAACUAUUAAAUUAGCACAAAUGCAUUGUAAACAAUUAAAUGUCAUAAUAUAUAAUUAUUAUAUGCAA